Messenger RNA from Cucurbita maxima (winter squash), 1648 nucleotides. Its product is annotated as pentatricopeptide repeat-containing protein At2g36730-like. NCBI's taxonomy places the organism in Eukaryota, Viridiplantae, Streptophyta, Magnoliopsida, Cucurbitales, Cucurbitaceae. Bases 81 to 1625 code for a protein of 514 amino acids. The record is from RefSeq and is a predicted model, not a curated record. The transcript has a single exon. Gene Ontology annotation, molecular function: protein binding; RNA binding. Gene Ontology annotation, biological process: RNA modification.
AAUUCUAGAGUUAAAGGGCACCCUUUGUGCUUGCAGAAGUCCGCAAAUUGGGAGCUUGAGGCCACACGAAUUUGAGUUGCAUGGUUCGACUUCGGAUCUCGGCCGUUCAUCAGAUUUUCCCGCCCAACGCCCACAAUUCCAAUUCCAAUUUCCUCUCCAGAAAGCAUCAAUUCCUCUCCCUUAUCAAGCUCUGUUCUUCACCAAAUCAUCUAUUUCAAAUCCAUUCUCAAAUCAUCGUCUUUGGCCUCCAAAAUGACUCAUUUCUCACCACUGAACUCCUCCGCUUUGCUGCUCUAUCGCCUUCCAGAAAUCUUAGCUAUGCUCGCUCUCUCCUCUUCCAUUACAACCUUCAUUUCUCUCCUUUGCCAUGGAAUUGCAUCAUCAGGGGAUAUGCCUCGAGCGAUUCUCCACGAGAGGCCAUUUGGGUAUUUGAGGAAAUGCGAAGACGAGGAAUCAGACCCAAUCAUCUCACCUUCCCCUUCCUUAUCAAGGCCUGCGCCACGCUCACGACGCUCCAAGAAGGUAAGAAAUUUCAUGCUGAUGCCAUUAAGUGUGGUUUAGAUUUAGAUGUUUAUGUUCGGAACACUUUGAUUAAUUUCUAUGGGUCCUGUAAAAGAAUGUCUGGUGCGAGGAAGGUAUUCGACGAAAUGUCUGUAAGAACUUUAGUUUCAUGGAAUGCGGUUAUUACAGCAUGUGUUGAGAAUUUUUGCUUUGAUGAGGCUAUUGAGUACUUUUUGAGAAUGGGUAACCAUGGUUUUGAAUCGGAUGAGACUACAAUGGUGGUUAUAUUAUCAGCUUGUGCAGAGCUUGGUAACUUAAGCUUAGGAAGAUGGGUUCAUUCUCAAGUGGUGGAAAGGGGGAUGGUUUUGAAUGUUCAAUUGGGCACUGCCCUCGUUGAUAUGUAUGCAAAAUCUGGCGAUGUUGGAUGUGCUAGACUUGUAUUCAAUUGCUUGAAACAGAGAAGUGUAUGGACGUGGAGUGCAAUGAUUUUGGGGUUAGCCCAACAUGGAUUUGCCAAUGAAGCCAUUGAGCUUUUCACAAAUAUGAUGAGCUCCUCUGUGACGCCUAACUAUGUCACUUUCAUUGGUGUCCUAUGCGCUUGCAGCCAUGCUGGAUUGGUGGAUAAAGGAUACCAUUACUUCAACAUUAUGGAGAGAGUGUACAGGAUUAAGCCGAUGAUGAUACAUUACGGGUCGAUGGUGGAUGUUUUAUGUCGUGCAGGUAGAGUCAAGGAGGCUUAUGAGUUCAUCAUGAGGAUGCCUGUGGAGCCUGAUCCAAUUGUGUGGAGGACAUUGUUGAGUGCGUGCAGUGCUCGCGAUGUAGAUGGUGGUGCUCAGGUUGUGGAGGAGGCGAAGAAGAGGCUGCUUGAGCUCGAGCCGAAGAGGGGCGGGAAUGUGGUGAUGGUUGCAAACAUGUUUGCGGAAGUUGGGAUGUGGAAACAGGCAGCAGAUUGCCGGAGGGCCAUGAAAGAUGGAGGGAUAAAAAAGAUGGCAGGGGAGAGUUGCGUGGAAGUUGGUGGCUCUUUGCGCAAAUUCUUCUCAGGUUUUGAUGGUCGGGCUGAUUCUGAUGGCAUUUAUGAUUUGCUUGAUGGAUUGAACCUGCAUAUGCAAAUGCUUAACUUCUAAUUACUUCAUUUACAAAUUUUAUU